Molecule: messenger RNA, 2068 nt
Organism: Mesitornis unicolor (brown roatelo)
Lineage: Eukaryota; Metazoa; Chordata; Aves; Mesitornithiformes; Mesitornithidae
Gene: ITGA1
Product: integrin, alpha 1
Exons: 17
Biological process (GO): cell-cell adhesion; cell-matrix adhesion; integrin-mediated signaling pathway
Cellular component (GO): integrin complex; external side of plasma membrane
Molecular function (GO): integrin binding
Source: RefSeq, a predicted model, not a curated record
ACAAAGUUUGACUAUCAGAUGAGUCUUGAACCUAUAAAGCAAACAUGCUGUUCACCAUUAAAACAGGACACCUGCAAAGUUCUUAAGAAUGAGCCUUGUGGUGCACGCUUCGGGACUGCGAUUGCUGCAGUGAAGGAUCUGAACCUUGAUGGAUAUAAUGACAUUGUAAUAGGUUCUCCCUUAGAGGAUGAUCAUCGGGGAGCUGUUUAUAUUUAUCAUGGCCAUGGCAACACAAUCAGUAAAAAAUAUUCACAGCGUAUUGCAUCAGGUGGAGAUGGGGAAAAAGUGAAAUUUUUUGGCCAGUCCGUGCAUGGAGAAAUGGACUUAAACGAUGACGGGCUGAUUGAUGUCACCAUUGGAGGCCUUGGUGGCGCUGCCCUCUUCUGGUCUCGUGAUGUGGCUGAAGUAAAUGUUUCCAUGCAGUUCACACCCAAAAGCAUCAAUAUCCAACAACAAAAUUGUCAAAUAAAUAAAAGAAAGACAAUAUGCAUAAAUGCUACAAUUUGUUUCAAGACAAGACUAAAGUCAAAGGAAGAUAUAUUUGAAUCUAGUCUGCAGUACUGGAUUACUCUCGACUCACAAAGACAAAUAUCUCGAAGCUUGUUCACAGAAAGCCAUGAGAGGAAAAUACAAAAAAAUAUAACUAUCAAAGGGUCAGAAUGUAUUAAACAUAACUUCUACAUGUUGGAUAAGCCUGACUUUCAGGACUCUGUAAAGGUUUUGCUGGAGUUCAAUUUUUCUGAUCCAGAGAGUGGACCUGUUCUUGAUAGCAACCUGCCAAAUUCAAUAUCUGAAUAUAUUCCUUUCACAAAAGAUUGUGGAGCCAAAAAUAAAUGCAUUUCAGAUCUUGUUCUGAAUGUAAAAGCAAGCAUAGCUGGAGACAGCUCUUCUCCAUUCAUUGUAAAAACACGCAAUGAUAAGUUCACCAUCCAGCUCUCUGUGAAGAACAAAAAAGAUAGUGCCUAUAAUACCAGAGUUUUGGUUCAGUAUUCUCCAAAUAUUAUUUUUGCUGGCAUUGAGGAUAUACAGAAAGAUAGUUGUGAAUCUAACUACAACAUCACCUGUAAAGUGGGAUACCCAUUUCUAAAACCUGCAGAAGAGAUUUCCUUCAAAAUAUCAUUCCAAUUCAAUGCAUCAUAUCUCCUGGAAAAUGCUACUAUCCAUGUAUAUGCAACAAGUGAUAGUGAAGAACCACCUGAGACCUUGCGUGACAACAGAGGGCACGUAACAAUUCCAGUAAAAUAUGAAGUAGGAAUAAUAUUUGUAAGUGUUUUCAAAGAGCACCAUGUUAUAAUUGCAGCAAAUGAUACUGUUCCUACUGCUAUUAACACAACAGAGCAGAUUGGGGAUGAAGUUACUCUACAUUAUAGGAUUGAAAAAGGUGAACACUUUCCAAUGCCAAACCUCACGCUGCAGAUCUUAUUUCCCAAUGUAACAGCAGCCAAGAAUACUCUUCUCUACCUUACUGCAUUGUCACAUUCCCAAAAUGCCAUCUGCAAAACUAGUUACCCUGUAGAUCCGUUAAAGAUCAGCACUGGGAAACCAUUUGUGUUGUCAAAAAUAAAAGAACCUACAAAAGAUACAAUUAUGGACUGUGAUACAUACAGCUGUGCAUCUAUUCAUUGUGCCCUGGUCUCAUCUGACAUAUAUCAAGUGAAUGUUUCGUUAAGAGUAUGGAAACCUACCAUCAUAAAAGCAAGUAUUCACAGCUUAACCCUUGUUGUGAAGGCAUUACUUAGAAGUGAGAACUCAUCAUUGAUUUUGAGAAAUGACCAUCAAAAACUGGAGACCAUGAUUAAGAUCUCCAAAGAGCUCCCACCGGGUACAGUCCCCUUAUGGGUUAUUCUCCUGAGUAUCUUUGCAGGACUCUUGAUUCUUGCACUGCUUAUAUUUGCUUUGUGGAAGGCUGGAUUUUUCAAGAGACCACUAAAGAAGAAAAUGGAAAAAUGAAGAGAAAAAAAAAAUCCACAAAAAUUUUUGCUCAGGUCUGCCUCAAAAUUGUUACUGUAAAAUUAUAAAUUAAAUAUACAUAGAGCAGUCACAAUGUUUUCUAAACUCUGGUGCAUUA